UAGCAAGCCACGAGUCAUAUGUUUGAAGAAGACAAACAGAAAUCUCUCAUGAAGGAAGUGUGAUCGACAUUAUCUGAUGACCAUGUUUUGGAAUCUGCCUUUUCGUGCAUCUGUCUAUAACAAACUCAUCUUUGUGCUUCGAAAUUAGCGUGCUCUUUGGUAUUCAUUUUGAGAGUAAAAAGCACAGCGAAAUUUGCUUGACCGUUGGCCGUUAACGUGUGUUGUUCAAAGCGUGCUGUGCAUGGGGAAGUCGUGCAAUGAAUUUCUUUGUCUGCUCUCAAAUCAAGGCAAUUGGCCUGUUUGUUACGUUAUUUGCGUAUGCGACGAGUCAAGACACGGGUACCUUUUCUACGAAACCGAAAGAUAAGGAGGUAUUUGUCGGAAAGGAUGUACAGUUUGAUUGGGAAUAUGUUAAGGAAGACGUUCAAGAUAUCCAAUUCGGAGUUGUUAUCGAAAAUAAAAAUGUAGCCAUUCUGGUUAAGACCGACAACGGAACUAAACAGAACAACCUACACAAGGAUGUUGAAUGGGUUCGAGACAGAGUUGAGAUCGUCCCUGGCAAGCGAGCGAGUUUUAAGAUUAGGAAUCUUGAAAUGGAAGACUCUAGGACUUUCUUUUGUCAAAUAAGAUAUGGAAAUCAUGGAAAAACCGAAAGUGACGAAGUCAAACUGUCCGUUGUCGGUGAGUAGUAUGCAAACAAUUUUUUCAAUACACUGAUUCUUAAAUUUACGCGCGCGUAAUU
This is a messenger RNA of Pocillopora damicornis (cauliflower coral), 742 nucleotides long. RefSeq names its product receptor-type tyrosine-protein phosphatase S. Gene Ontology annotation, molecular function: protein binding. Lineage: Eukaryota; Metazoa; Cnidaria; Anthozoa; Scleractinia; Pocilloporidae. The record is from RefSeq and is a predicted model, not a curated record.